GAUUGCAAUCCGCCAUUAAUCUCAGAGAAGAAAAAACAAACGAAGAAGAAACAUCAGUCCUAGCAGCAGAUACGAGCGCAGGUUUCCUCACGUAAAGACGAGGCCAGGCCAACCACAUUAGAUAAUAAAGCAACGUUACACCUUAUAAUGAUUACACCGCCACUCUUCUCUUUUUCAGUUACCACGCAGGAGCUGCAAUGAAGGCAGGAGCCUCAUCCAUGUGGGCUUCAUGCUGUGGUCUGCUGAAUGAAGUCAUGGGUACUGGGGCUGUCAGAGGCCAGCAGCCAGGGUUUGGCGCCGGUGCUGGACCCUUCAGAUUUGCCCCCAGUGCGGGAUACUCCACCUACCCGCCCACCAGCUCAGGGAGUCCAAGUCUUGUAUGCAAGGCCUGUGGCCAGGCCUUCUCGGUCUUUAGGAGGAAGUACAUUUGCUCCGACUGCAAGAAGAGCUUUUGCUCUUUUUGCUCCGUGCUUCAGGAGAAUCUGCGCAUUUGUACCACUUGCCAUUUGCUGAAGGCAACAGCUUUUCAGCGGCCUCGACUCAUGCGUCUACGAGUAAGAGAACUGCGUCAGUACUUGCUGCUGCGCAACAUCCCCAUCGAUACCUGCAGGGAAAAGGAGGACCUGGUUGACUUGGUGCUCUGUCACCAAGGUAUUGAAGAAGAAGAGGAGGAAGACCCUGACACAGCAAGCCUUCACUCACGCUCCCUGUAUACACCAACUCUUUCCACCACACAGUCUGCCUCAGAGCUGUCUGCCUUUGCUGCCUCACAGGAGGAACCGCUCAGCAGAAGUGAUAGUUCUGAUACCAACCAGGAUAUAGGUGAUACCACAUCAGUGUCUCUCCUCAACCUGGAUUCUAGUGAAUAUACGCCUGAGGUGGUAUCUCAUGCACGACGUCGGGCCAGAGCAUCCCUCUCUGACAUCUCCAGUCUGAGGGACAUUGAGGACCUGUCUGUCAGACAGCUCAAGGAGAUCUUGGCCAGAAACUUUGUCAACUAUUCAGGCUGUUGUGAGAAGUGGGAGCUGGUGGAACGAGUCAGCAGGCUGUACAGAGAGACAGAGGAAAACAGGAAAUCAUUUGAAAAUGUGAGCAGUACUGUAACCACAGUGAUGGCCUUCCCCCCUCCUAUCUGCAAUGGUGCCAUUGGAGAUGGGGAGAACUGCCCAUUGACAAUUCAUGACGACAACCUCUGCAGGAUCUGCAUGGACGCCGUUAUUGACUGCGUUCUCCUGGAGUGCGGCCACAUGGUCACCUGCACCAAAUGUGGCAAGAGGAUGAACGAAUGCCCAAUCUGCAGGCAGUAUGUCGUGAGGGCUGUGCACGUCUUUAAAUCCUAAUGCACCACUACACCUGCUUCAGACUGAGACAGUACCUUAACUCAACAAUGCAGCUCAAAAACUUUGAACCCCAAAAGAUUUAUUUUGUAAAUGUUUUCAUUCCCUAAAUUCGUAUGUUACUUCCACACUUGAAUUCUUAAAUUUCUUUUGCUUUUUAAAAAUUUGACUUUGUUUUCACCAAUGUACAGAGUAAGACUAUUCCUUCCUACCAGUCAAUCCUCAAGUAAUCUGUUUUCAUUCUUUGAUUUCAGUUUAGUUUUUCUUACAGUUUUUCAAAGAAUGUGUGGCACAACCACGUACAGGCUUAAACACACCACCCACAGACCUGCCUGUAAUCUGUAGCUGGUGCUUGGCUUCUCUUUACACCUGCUGCAAGUGACUACAUAUCUGAGUAAAGAUGAGACUAGAUUAAUAUUAAACCUCAACACAAGAGAGGGGAGGUAGGUAAACUAGGUGCCAAAUAAUUGGAUCAUGCCCUUAUGCUUCUUACCUGCAUUUUCUCCUAAACUGUUGGGGACAGUGUUGAAAUUUCAGCAUGUUAUCCCAGAAAGCACUUUGUUCACAGUAUGCCAUAAUACGUCACCACUCACAGCUCACCGCAACGAGUAAUAGUGGCUGAGGUAACGUGUGCUAGUACCGGAAAGCUUGGCUAUGCUGAGAAAAGCCAACUAGAAAUCCUUUAGACUCGGUUUUUCUGUUAAGUUUUAAAUAUUACAUAUUCCUCACAUGAGCAGGUGCUCUGCUAAAAUUGUUUAUUUACUGGUGAUUUAUUAGAAAGGGUUAAUUUGAUUGUACCAACCUAUUUUGACACAAUAAGUGCUUAUUUUAAUGCAUUACACAUUCCAGUGGUCAUGCAAAGCCUGUUAUCACAGCAAUAGCUAACCUCCGCUCUCAUCCGUGUCCUGUCUCAACACUUUUGUGGAGACAAAAGACACAAACUGGUGCUAACUCAUACAUCCAUCUUCCUGUUUUCCAGCUGAUGGAUUUAAACUGAAUGUUUUUAGUUUUGUUGUUUACCGUUUGGAGUGAAAUGAAAUGUCUUGAAGCUUUUUAGCUGCUCAUAAAGGAGUCAUUUAUUAAACUAAUUAUUCAAAAAUGUAAUGGAUUUACUGAUGCCUGUGAUAUAGAAACUAUAAAGUUAAUGACUUAAUACUAAAUUAUCUAAAAUUGGGUUUAUUUUUACAAGUUUAUUUCCUGUCAUGUGGCUUGAAAUGUGUUUUAAUCUGCUUAAGUUUGCUUGAGCUUGCUAACCUCCUUGAAUCAGAGCAUGACAUGAAGCUUUAUGACACUGGUUAUGUUUCUUCUCUGCCUACAGAACAAAUACUUACUGUCCUUUUCCCUCUCAGUCCAGCACUGUUUGCCCCCUCCAACACACACACACAGUUAACAUUGCUGCUAUCACAGUAAAAAUGUCAGACAAUGUCCUCUACAAUCAUGGGGAGUAGCAAAGCAGAUUGCACUUUUUCUUUCAGAGGGUAUACCUGUGUGCAAGGUUUGAUCUUUGUAUUUGGGAAUGUUAAACUUUUUAUUUUGGUAAUUAAAGAUUGUAAUUAAAGUCUGA
Melanotaenia boesemani (Boeseman's rainbowfish) is the source of this 2901-nucleotide messenger RNA. It is a transcript of the gene rnf34a, whose product is annotated as ring finger protein 34a. Gene Ontology annotation, molecular function: ubiquitin protein ligase activity. Bases 198 to 1340 code for a protein of 380 amino acids. Gene Ontology annotation, cellular component: plasma membrane; cytoplasm. The transcript has 8 exons. Lineage: Eukaryota; Metazoa; Chordata; Actinopteri; Atheriniformes; Melanotaeniidae. Gene Ontology annotation, biological process: negative regulation of extrinsic apoptotic signaling pathway via death domain receptors; proteasome-mediated ubiquitin-dependent protein catabolic process; protein K48-linked ubiquitination. The record is from RefSeq and is a predicted model, not a curated record.